UCCGGCCGGUGACGAAACUGUGACGUCACUCUGCUACGUCCUUGCGCAACUGAUUGAAAAACGGACUGACAGACGGACAGACCAUCAAUGACAGUAUGGCGAACAGGGAUGACGAAUAUGAUUUCUUAUUCAAAGUUGUGCUGAUCGGAGACUCUGGGGUGGGCAAGAGCAACCUGCUGUCGCGCUUCACCAGAAAUGAGUUCAACCUGGAAAGCAAAAGCACCAUCGGGGUGGAGUUCGCCACCCGCAGCCUGCAGGUGGACAGCAAGACCAUCAAGGCUCAGAUUUGGGACACGGCCGGACAGGAACGCUACCGAGCCAUCACCUCGGCGUACUACCGGGGCGCGGUGGGCGCUCUGCUGGUGUACGAUAUCGCCAAGCACAUGACGUACGAGAACGUGGCGCGCUGGCUGAAGGAGCUGAGGGACCACGCCGACAACAACAUCGUCAUCAUGCUGGUGGGGAACAAGAGCGACCUGCGACACCUCAGGGCCGUGCCCACCGACGAGGCGCGGGCCUUCGCCGAAAAGAAUACGCUGUCGUUUAUUGAGACAUCAGCGCUGGACUCCACAAAUGUCGAAGAGGCCUUCAAGAACAUAUUAACAGAAAUCUACCGCAUUGUCUCCCAGAAGCAGAUGGCCGAGCGCUGCGCGCACGACGAGUCGCCAGGCAACAAUGUGGUGGACAUAAGCGUGCCGCCAACCAGCGAUGGCCAUAAGGGGCCCAGAGUGCAGUGCUGUCAGAACCUGUGACCUUCAUCAAUUAUCAUAGACCUUCAUCCUCAUCCUCCACUAUGAGGUCGCCUGGAACGAGCACUUUUUUUUUCCCUCCUGUCAUUGAAGAAACACGAAUGUCGACUGAACCGUGCAUUUCAGCGCAGCGCAUUCGAAUGGCAGUCAAGCAGUAUUAGUGGCUCCCUCCCUGUGUCCUUUUGCGUCAUGCCAAAUAUAUUUAUAAACAUUCUCGUUAUGUAUUUAUUUGAA
Messenger RNA from Hippocampus comes (tiger tail seahorse), 983 nucleotides. RefSeq names its product ras-related protein Rab-11B-like. NCBI's taxonomy places the organism in Eukaryota, Metazoa, Chordata, Actinopteri, Syngnathiformes, Syngnathidae. The record is from RefSeq and is a predicted model, not a curated record. Gene Ontology annotation, molecular function: GTP binding; GTPase activity. Bases 96 to 752 code for a protein of 218 amino acids. The transcript has 5 exons.